This is a messenger RNA of Diabrotica virgifera virgifera (western corn rootworm), 1123 nucleotides long. RefSeq lists its product as uncharacterized. The record is from RefSeq and is a predicted model, not a curated record. The transcript has 4 exons. Lineage: Eukaryota; Metazoa; Arthropoda; Insecta; Coleoptera; Chrysomelidae. Bases 242 to 1111 code for a protein of 289 amino acids.
UAGAUCUCUGACGUACAACGGUAUGUAGACUCAUAAACACAUAUGAAAUGACGAAAUGUAGUUGCCUACAUUUGGCGUAAGACUUGCGACUUGCUUGACAUUGACAUUUCAAAUUAUGAUAAAUGAUUUAAAAGUGUUUACAUUCUUUAAAAGACAGAUUUUUUACAAAAAAUUUCUUAUUUUUGUAAUCCAUAAACUAAUUUUAUGUGCCUAAGCCCAAAACUAUUAUUCAACAAGAACAAUGGAGUUAGAAGGAAAGGACAGUGAAGAAAACAAACGAGAAAAACGUCGAAACAAAAAAAAACAGGAUUUAAGUGACGAUGAAAGAAAACUACUACUUCAAUGUGCCAGCAAAUUUCAAUUACAUAAAUAUUAUGAAUCUAUAGACAAUAUUAAAGGUACAAUGAAUGCGAAAUGGAUCCAGUGUUCGGAAAUAUUCAAAGAUAAAGGCUAUGAAAGGACAGCUGAAAAAUUAGGGAAUCAAUACCAACCUCUUAAACUGCAGGCAAUUAAGAGCAUGUCAACUUUUUAUGUUCAAAGAUGUGGUGUGAAGCCCACAAAACUAGAUUAUCUAUUUGCAUAUUUAUUUCCGAAGUAUUUUGAUGACCUCCGUUUGAAUAUGGAUGAGUUGAUGGCAGAUGCUAAAGUAAAUGCAGCAGAAAUCCUAGAAAGUUUAGCCUCUACUGAAGAUCAAGAACGCCCUAUGAAGGAUACAGCAUCCUUAGAACAUUCAAACGCCGUAGAACCUCAACCAAAUUUAAAGAGACCUCAUGUCCAGGAAGCUGAAGGACCUGCAAAUAAAAUCACCAAAGAAGUCCACGAAGACGAAGCUGCUUGGCUCAAAAGAAUGUUGGAUAUAACACGAGGAAGAAACAACUGUGAAUCUACAACAACCGAAUCUCUAACGAAUGAAAACAAUUCUUCAACAGAAGAAAUAAAUGCACUUAAGGCCAAACUUCUAGUUAUAAAAAACAAGAUAAAGGAGCAAGAUCAUCAGCUUGAACUCAAAAAUUUAGAAAUUUCACAUUUGAACGAACUUCACACUAAGAGCUUAGAAUUAGAAAAAAUGAAAUUUGCACUACAGCUGCAAAUGGUUGAAAAUAAAAACUAGCUUUAGAUGGAA